Messenger RNA from Gasterosteus aculeatus aculeatus (three-spined stickleback), 1441 nucleotides. It is a transcript of the gene med8, whose product is annotated as mediator complex subunit 8. Lineage: Eukaryota; Metazoa; Chordata; Actinopteri; Perciformes; Gasterosteidae. Gene Ontology annotation, biological process: regulation of transcription by RNA polymerase II. Gene Ontology annotation, cellular component: mediator complex; core mediator complex. The record is from RefSeq and is a predicted model, not a curated record. Gene Ontology annotation, molecular function: transcription coregulator activity; RNA polymerase II cis-regulatory region sequence-specific DNA binding.
GUUGAAAACGCGUGCUUUUAUUCUGACACGUUAACCGGAAGUGUUUGAGACCGCUUUAACGCAACGUUAGAGCAUUUCAGUGAUAGCGUGUAGCUCAACAAUGCAGCAACGGGAGGAGAAGCAGUUGGAGGCGGCGGUGGAGUCGCUCAUCUCUCGUGUGGCACACGUCAAAAACGCGCUGCACAGUUUCAUCUACAAGCUGGAAAAUGAAUACGAGCGAUUAACGUGGCCGUCGGUUUUGGACAACUUCGCCCUGCUAUCCGGUCAGCUGAACACCAUCAAUAAGCUGCUGAAGAACGAGAAGACGCCAUCUUUUCGCAACCAGGUUAUAAUACCGCUGCUUCUCUCCCCGGACCGAGAUGAGGAUUUAGCAAAACUCACGGAGCUGCGCGUCCCAGUGUUCAGCCAUGAGAUUGUACCGGACUACUUGCGGACCAAGCCUGACCCGGAGGUGGAGGAGCAGGAGAAGCAGCUGAGUGUAGAGGCGGCGCGGAUCGGCCCAGAGGUGGCGCAGAAACAGAUCCAGACGUUGAAUAAACUUUGUUCCAAUCUGCUGGAGAAGCUGAACAAUCCUCGUGAUGACAGAGAUGCAGAGAGUUCAGCAAUACGACAGAACAAGCCGUCGUUCAACCCGGCGGACACCAACGCUUUGGUGGGAGCAGUUGCAUUUGGAAAGGGGCUUUCCAAAUGCAGGCCUCCCGGUCCAGUGGCCCCUGGACAUCCGGGACAAGGGCCCAUGAUGAGUGGGGGUCCCACCUUACAGCAGGUCACCAUUGGUGGUGGUUCAAACCAGCAAGCAGUUAUGGGAGGACCUGGUGCUCCACAGCAGCCAGGGCAGCCAGGUAGGAGACCUGGAGAGCUCGGAAAAAUGCCCAGCAGCAUCAAGACAAACAUCAAAUCUGCAUCUGGUUCAAUGCAUCCUUAUAACCGAUGAGCUCCUUGUAUAUUAUAUGGCUUUUUUUGUUAUGUUAUGUUUAUAAGCAUUUUCUUUACAUUUCAGAGUCUCACUGAUAGCAAUGACAACAAUUUGUAAAACUCUCCUUUGUAACUUUAUACAAACCACUUAUUUUGAUAGACUGGACCACCUACAAAGUGGUUACUACUCGGUUCUCUCUAAAGACUCGGACGUUCUUGUUUUGAAAUGAUCUCAAACAUAAAAUGUUAAUAAUCGCAGCCAUCCGUUUUCUUUUUUUGUCACAUGGUCUGAGCCUCGUGGUUUGAGCCACUAGAUGGCAGCAUGUCGUCAUUCUUUGGGAACAGCAACGCUUGUAUUUAGCGCUCCACCAUUGACUCUUUUUUUUUUUCCAAUUAAAGAUCUUCUGAAAAAACACCCUGGCUGUUUAACAAACACAUUUAAUUCACUUCAUCAUUUAUUAUAUUCAUGUACUUAAGGAAAGUAACGAAUCAACUCUAAUUAGACAUUGCCUUUUAUUAUGUUAAA